AUGGGCACCAUGGGGACGCGAGCAGCUGCCUUUACUGUGAAGGUAAGGGGCCUGCACGACUACCAUCUAAGACUUUUACAUGGUAUAAUGCCCCUACCUUCAGGACACGAUGGCGCUGCUGUGCUUAAAUACUUCUCUCAGACUUUACUAACUGUAUUACGUGAUGUCAAAGCAAAAGAAUCACCUGUAGAAAUGGUAAAGUCUCCAGAGUGUGAUGCUAAACGAAUGGCUCUUUAUCCAAACUUGGAUUACAAAGGACUUUAUAACGCAAUAGUUCAACUUGUAGAUAUUGUUCAUUUAAUUCAAUAUGGAGUUCAAGAGUUUGGUCAAGCAUUGCUCCAAUGUUUAGGGUGCCUUUUACCAUUUCUAGAGAAUGAUAUGAUAGACACAUUACCUUACCUAACUGCUUCUACUAUUGCUGUUCUUCCUGCUCCUCUUCAUCAAGAAAUAGUUAACCAAUUGUGCUACUAUGUUUUCCCUUUUACAUUAACGAGAAGAACUCACGAAGGUCAAGAAAACUAUGCAUCUCAUUCUGUGGCUGCUAUCCUCAUGCUUGUAUUUCAAUAUGCAGAAAACUCAGCACAACACAGCCAACUAAUGGAAUGUUUGAUGUCAAUGAAAUCUGACCUAGUGCGUGAUGUCUUUUGUGUUAUUGCCCAUGGAUCAACUGCCGCCCGAGCAUCUGCUGCUAAGCUUCUCUUUCACUUCUGGCCUUCAUUCAACACUUCUCUUGUUGACAGAAAAAGCUUACCUAACAAAUUUGUCACCGACUGGCCACCAUUUACUUGUCAAAGAGAUCAGUGUCCAAAUGCUGGCAAUGCAGAAGCUGCAAAAGUGUGUUAUGAUCAUGAUAUAUCCAUUAUGUUUGCUAAUGAAAGGCCUCCUCCUCUAUACUUAUGUAUUGAAUGUGCCAAUGAUAUUCAUAGCAAACAUGAAGAUAAGAUGUUUUUUGAUAUUUUGCACCCAAUGCAGCAAGUAGCUGUGAUAUGUGAAAGCAAGAACUGCCGUGCUAGUGACAAGACAGCAGCAACAGUUUGCUUCUCGGCAGAUUGUAUCAACUACAAUGGUAACCAUCCAAUACGGUUUUGUAGACAAUGUCAUGAUAAUCGCCACAACAAUCGAAGAGGAGGGGACCAUAUUGUUCAUUGUAGUUUAAGACAAGCAUGGGAUAUGGAUGAAGAAAUGCAAAGCUACCUUGUAGAAUCAAUUGUCAACCUUCUUAGGGAAGCUCAGUGGCAUGGGUUAGAAGUACGGCCAGGAGGUUUAUCUUCAGAAUUUACCAGCACUGCUAUAAGUAGUAUAGCAAGUAGCAGUGACCCUCCUUUACUGAUUGUGGAAGAUGAACUUGCUCAAGAUGAACGCCAGUUACUCGGUCGCUAUGGAGUGUGGCUUCUUGUUGGCCUGUGUACCCCAAAUGCUGAAACAACCCCCACUCACACUUUAGGUCGUCUUCUAGCUAUGCUCUUUCAUUGGUUCCACAUUACAGCAUUAUCUUUUGAUGACCAAGCUGAAAACACAUUAGAAGGAUUAAAAACAGACUUUGUCUGUGGAUGGCUGAAGGAAAUUUGCAAAUCUCAUUUCAAUGUGUUAGUGUCUUGUCUCCUGCCGCAUCCUCCUGACUACUCUAGAGUUGGUGGUCAUUGGGACACUAUGUCAUCUCGAACAUGCCACCUAAAGGAUGGACUUAAUCGAUUAUUCUGCCUUGUUCCAUAUGAGGUAGUUUCUCCAGAAAUUUGGGACCAUGUCAUGCCUCAUUGGAUGGAAUCCAUAGCCAGUGAUGUUCCAGCCAAAGAGUUGCAUGUAUUAAAAAUUUUGCUGAGCAAAAUUUUGGAUCCAACCAUGAGUCCUCUUGGCUUUGAUGAUAAACAGAUCUACAACUUUAUUGCUAAUCGAUUUAGCAAGACAGCGACAAAAGUCCAAGAACAAGCUCUGAGUUGGCUUCAGAUACUGACAACAUUAGAAAUAGUGAUACCAUUGCCUCUACUCUUCUCAAUGUUUAGUAAUGGUGUCACUAUUAUGAUGCCCUCUUCAACUAACAAGGACAAGGAAAAGUUAAAAGAGAAAGAUACUGAUAAGGAGAAAAUAAAAGACAGUGGUUCUGAAAAGAAACUCUGUGCUGAAGAAUCAGUCUGCAGGAGUAGUAUAUCACGGAGGUCUAAGGCUAAGCCACGGCCUCAGGGUUUGCCUUGCUUGGUCAAAACCAGGGCGAAAGGCAGCAGUGCGGUCUCUCCUGUUGUGGAAGAUGAUUCUGGCAACACAUCUGGAAUGUCAGAUGAUGAAGCUCGUGCCUCUAGACAUAUCCAAUUUCAAACCGCUGCAGAACUCAAUUUAUCAUGCUGCAUUCUAAUGCUUGACGUGCUUAUCAAACAGAUGGAACUUCAAGAGGUGGAAUCUCAUACGGGCAUGACCACAGCAAUAGCUCAAGAUGCAUGUCGUCUGUUGAAAACAAUGGUGGGUGCGUCUUGGAACGGCACCCACACUUGCUCAGACCGCAACGAAUGCAUGUUUUGCGAAUCAUGUGUCAUGUGGUAUCAACUUGCUCUACAGCUAGUCAAGUUUCUUGCCCCUGAGAACCCUGCCCAUCCACCAGAUCCGCCUUUGGUCGAGUCGAAUGGUGAUGACAGCCACAAGAGUCCUCCUGACUCUGACAAGCGGUGUGAGCCUAAACCGGACGUGGUGAUCAACAUGCCGCUGCUUGAGAUUCAUACGGUGGGCGGUCUGCUGGUCAAAAUGCCUAAUAUCAUGACAGCAACAGUAGAAACAGUAACAGAACAGCUAGACUUAGCUCUCAAUAUGCCCGACGAACGUGUUGCUCCUGCAGUGGCUCGGGCAGUAACACUUUCUGACACUGACGUUGCAAAUGCAUCUGCAAGUGUGGUAAAGGCUUCAUUAGUUGGAGAGGACGAUGAGCCUAUGGACUCAGAUGGAGAAGAAGAUCAAGAAAAUGUUUGGAUCACUUCCCAUGGGAAAUUCCAUUUUGCUCUAGAAUCACUCCCUCAGCAUCUGCAAUUCAUACAUCAGCUCCUGAAGGAGAUGACUCGGACAGAGGAGGCAGAUAUUCUUUAUCAUAUGCUUCAAUGCCUGCAUGUGCUUGUCCUUAAUGGAGACGCUUUAUCAAAAGCCACAAAAGAAUACAGGGGUUUUGUAAUAUGGUGCCAAGAAAAUCUUCUUAUAAAGAACCUAUGGGAACUAUGUAAUUCUGAGCGAUCUCAUAUUUGUGAAAUGAGUACUCCUCUUCUUCUGCAUUGUAUAACAUUGCCAUCGGGAUCAGAUGUAUUCUGGAAUAUAAUCAGGGAAGAUUUUCAUAGUGCUGAUUGGAGAGUUCGUUUCACUGCAGUUGAGAGAGUCACUGUCAUUGCUCGCUUCAUGGAUUCAACUCCUUUACGUAGCAGCAUGACGCUUCAAGCUGCACUUGCAACAGCUUUCUGUUAUCUAAUUUCGGGCAUGGAUGACAUCAAUGUACAUGUUUCUCAGAGAGCUACGUUAUAUCUUGGAACUAUACACGAUAGAGCUAUGAAAUCCCUCAUCAUGUGCCUUGAAACCCAGUUCGAUGCAUACAUAGUUGAUAGGCCAAUGGUUCUACAAUCCCUUUACCAAUUGCAUAACUGCCUAAGUGAUCGAAAAAUUCUCACUUGGGAGUUUUUUCUUAAUCGAUUUGAUACACUCUUUUUAGAGGCUCAAAUAAACCUUGAGAAGUCGGGUGAUAUUUCAUACCCUAGAGACCUUAGAAACACUGAUUUAAGCAGUGAAACUUUCAUUCGUAAGCUCAACCGAGCUCAUGAAGCCCUCUCUCAAUCUGACAGUAGUGGUGUUGCCUCCAAAACACUUAGCGCAAGUUUUGGCCAUAAAUGGCCAUACAAGCGUACUAUGUCGGCUCCUGCUGCAAUGGUUCCUAGGCAAGACACUAAACCAGAAAAGGAGAAAGUGUACAGUCGGCAGUACUCUGCCCCAAUAUUGAAGAGGAAAACUUCUCGGUUUGGCCUUGAUGGACACAUUCACUCACUCAAUACAGGCGAUGAUGGACAACUAGUUGGACUUCUUCAUCGUAUCAUUGACUUGGAAGAAGCUGAUCGAGAAACUAUGCAUCUUCUUGUUUUUCUACUUGUUCAGUUUUUAUCUCGAUCUGAUCAGGCUGCUCCCAGUGAAGAAUCUAAAUUAAAGAAGACUCAGAAUAUAGUCUUGCGUCAUUUGUAUUUACUGUUAGGCUACAAUGCCGCUGAUCGCGAACGGCCUGGUUUCCAUGUGCCUCCAAGCAGAUUGCGAACAUCCCCCGUUUUUAAUGUGUUCAUGGCCAACUUACCCCAAGUGCUAGAUCAGAACCAUCUCAUGGGAAAGCACAUGUUGCCCACGCUUUUGCUUCUGAUGCACUAUUGCCCAUGUCCUCAACAGCAUAGUCAUACUCCUGAUACUCAACAUGCUCCUCAUCACAGUUUGUGGUACUUGGAACCUCAUAAUCGUCGGUCUUGGUUAAUGGCUCUGAUUGUGUUACUGUACAAGUAUCCAUACGCAAACCCUCCUGACAAUAUAAAACUGCAAUCACUUGUUCGAAUAGUCUUGAAUACCUUAGAUGCACAACAACAUGUGUGCAGAAGAAUUCCUGCAACACUUAUGGUAGGAGCUCCUCCAUCCAGGUCAAGAGAUGUAAGUCAACCAUCUCUAGGUGCUGAUGGGGAAAGAAGCAGUGACAAAGAUAGAAUGGAGACUCCGCCUCUUUCCCCAAUGUACACAGGAGUUGAUCCCAUCGGCCUCAUCCACUCCUCAGGUAAAACAGGAAAGCACCAAGCACUUUUUCACCAAAAGUCUCCUGGAGUGGGACCAGGGGCCAGUUUAGAGACGCACUUAGAGGAGGAUGACUCAGCUGCUGGAGGAAGCCAAGACACCAAAAGAUUUGGAAGGCGUCCUCUAGGAUCCAGUUAUUCUACAGAGGCUGAUGAAACUGAGUCCGAAUUAGCUGCCAUUCCUGAAAGCCCUAAAUCUGAUAGCACUAUUCAUGAUACAGCUCAGGUGUCCAUGGAUGAAGUGGCUCCAGUGGAGGAGCUACCUGAUGCAAAGUUUAUAGAACACAGGUGUUCCCUGCCCGGCGACUCAUUUGCAACGACUAUAACUCCCAGGCGACCUAUAUGGUUUCUGGGCAGUGAAGACAAUACUUUACAGAAAUCCAUGAGUAUUGACCACGCAGGGAGCCAGAAAUGGGGUAUUCGUGAAGGGAUGAAAAUGAUGGUUUCUGCAUCAUUAUUUGGAACAGCCCAACCUCCCCCAGUUCGGACAGCUGUGGCGUCGGUCGUGGCUUCACCUCCUUGUGGUGCCAAUGGUGCCAACAACACAAGUAGUAGUGUAAAGCAAAGAAGUAAUAGUUUGGGAUCUAGUUCAAGCACUUUAAUAACAGCCACUUCCACCUCGGCAGCAGUAACUGCUGCAACCAUUGCAACUAUUGCACUUCCAAGGAACACCUCUGCCCAAGAGCAGUCCGAUAUUGAAAAAGACAGUGAUGCAUGGACAGGAGAUCAAAGUUUAGGUUCACCAGUACAAAGACCUCUAGGGAGGCAGAAGUGUGUUGAAACCUCAAGCACACCCACUGGAGCACCCUCUACUCCUGUAACUACUACUGCACCAACUCAAUUGCCAUCUGCAAUAUCAAGUAUGACUCAUGCUCCAUGGCAGUUGGACAUGUACACAAAGCCAUCCCUGCAACCCACCUCCCCACAGCCACAACCACUUCAUCUUGCCACUCCAGCAGUUGAGCGCCUGUUACCAAUAGGUGGCUCUCGCCCGUGCAACAAAAAUUCCCGGUUUCGGUCUGAUGAAAUGGGUUAUGGAUCACCUGAGUCACCCUUAUCAAAAAUGGAUGUUAUGACAAUAGGUUCACCUGUUGAAAUGGACAGUGAAAAUAAUGUAUCAGAGGUGACAUCACUUCAUAGCAUAGAAAUUCCACCAACAGAGAGACUUCUGCCAAUAGGUUCAAACAAAGAUAAUGUUUCCCAUCUUGUGGAAAGGGUAAGGCAGGCCCUUGGAGUUACUAUGGAUGGUUCUCAUGACAGGAGGAUGUCAGAUCUUGAUGUUUUUCUCCCUCCAGGGAAACCUGAAAGUGCUGACAAGCCCCAAUCUAGUAGGUCUAUUAGCCCAAGACGUCUCACAAAGCAGGUAGCUUUAGAAUCUCCUCCCCCAAUAAUGCAGCCAGACCCGGAAGAAAACCAUUCUUUUUACAGAUCUGUUCAUGAUAGGAAAGCCUCAGCUGCUGUGGCAACUCGCUCAGAUGAUCAUUUACGUAACCAGAGGCAGAAAGCAAGAAAGACUGGUCAAGGUCUAUUCAGUACAGGCCAUUAUUCUAUGACAGAAGCGCCUAGACAUUCAGGAUGGGGAGGUCCACAACUGCAACCUGAGCUAGAGCCGAUAGUUCAACAAGCAUGUCAUGCCAAUUUUAAUCUAAAGCAAAGUGCGCUUCGGGUUGGUGAAGACUGUGUUUAUGACAGAUGUUCUGAGUGUGGUGCAGUUCGUGAAGAAUAUAGUGAUGAAGAAUUAGGUUUAUGCAUUGUUGUUUUGGGGACAUUCAUUCAUAGAGAACCAGCUCUGGCAGCUCCUUUGCUACCUGAAAUGCUCAGUACCAUAGCAAAGGUUUCUUUAAAUGCUAUGUAUCCUUGGCAAUAUGACACAAACAUCUACCUGCCAGGCGGAGCAAUAAGUGUGGCUCACCAAUUCUUGAGAUGUGUUCUUCAUCAACUGGCUCCGAAUGGCAUCUUUAUGCAAAUGUUCCAGACCCAUGUAGAUGAUUGUGUAAGGUUACCAUUCUUCAGGAGUGUUGCUCAAGCACUGCAGGACUUCAAUGAGCUAAGUCCUGUUGCUCCUUUGCAAAUGCUUCUUGAGGGUUUGAACUCGAGGAAAACGCUUGCCAAUGAUGUUAUGCCGGUCGUUCUACGCAAUAUGGCCUGUUACCUUGACUGCUUACCCAUGGAUGCUGGCCUUGGUGCAAUAUUGGCUCAGUUGGAAGCGUUGUUCCGUAGACUAGCAUUACAACUGCAAAGCAUGGAUGGUGUGACUCCACUUCUUCGAAUUAUGAUAUCUGUUUUACGUAUCCAAGGAGUAGCUUCAUACAAGGGAAUCCUUGACCCAUUCUCUAAAGUUCUCAGCUAUAGCAUACUAAACUUUCCAAUUAAGUAUCACUAUCUGGUAGAUUUGUGCUAUCUGUGCAACCGGGCUUUUAUCAAGGAUAGGGAUAAAUUACUUCUGACUCGAAUGCUUGUAUUUGAUUUAGUACAGGCACUAAAGUUUAAAGUUUCUAUGCCUGAUAAUAAUUUUCUGACACUCAUUAACUUUAUCCUCCAGGAUGCUGGCGGCUCUUUACCCCUAACUCUUGCUAUGAGUCAAUUUUUGGCUGUUUGGCCUGAUCCAGGGCCUGUUUUUAACACUGGAGCAGCUGAAUGUAUGCGUCAGCACCUUGCAGAUGCAUUAGACUUUUUAGCUGAUUUUCAUACCCUUAGCAAAAUGAAGAGUCUCUCCAAAGAAGUUCCUGUAGGAUUGAAUGAAGAUACAUUAGGUGGAGUUAUUAAGAGUGGCAUUGCUCAAUAUGUUGCUUUGGAGAUAAGUCGUGGGAACGGUCGUGAUAACCGAGCAGUAGCACGCUACCUUCCUUGGCUAUACAGUGCCUCUUCACUUCAACAAGGGCCUCGGGAAUUUAUGGACUGUGUUGCGCACAUAAGACUGCUAUCAUGGCUGCUUUUGGGAGCUUUGACUCACACAGCUGCCCAUUGUUCAACAAAUGCUCCUUGCCAACCAGUACCUCAAGAUGCGAGCUGUCAUAUUUCCGACCACCUUCAAGCAAUAAUGACAGGAUUUGCUGAACAAAGCAAAACAUCAGUUCAUCAUAUGUCUUCCUUGUUUCAUGCAUUCAUUUUAUGUCAGCUUUGGACAGUUUAUUUGGAACAGAUGGCCAGCACAAAUGUACCUAGCAGUGAAGCUCAUGUCCUGACAAUGAGCAUUCUCCUUGAUUUCUGGGGCAAAGUUACACCUUCUGUUUUGCAAUUGGUUUCCCACUCACGCAUUUUGGCAGAAAUGGCUAAUCUUCACUUUUUAUCAUUAAUGGAAGCUUUAAUAGAAAGCAAUUCCACCAUCCUCAAUAAAUUGUUACCCGUUUGGAGCCCUGUAUUAUUUGCAUUUCACUUGCAGCUUCCAGGCCAUUUGCAAACGAGGUUGCAGAAUUGUCGAAACUUCCCUCCGUCCACAUCAGCUUUACCUCAACCACCAACUGCACAAGCAGGCAACCAGCCUGUCAGCAACCCUGCUUUACUGAAGUGGUUGCAACGUCUUCAGUUCAAAAUGGGUCAAAUUGAAGUGCAAUCGUCAACAGUAACACAGUUCUUCAGUGUCUGA
Molecule: messenger RNA, 8364 nt
Organism: Thrips palmi
Lineage: Eukaryota; Metazoa; Arthropoda; Insecta; Thysanoptera; Thripidae
Gene: unc79
Product: protein unc-79 homolog
Exons: 51
Coding region: 1-8364 (2787 amino acids)
Molecular function (GO): protein binding
Source: RefSeq, a predicted model, not a curated record